Messenger RNA from Prunus armeniaca (apricot), 1866 nucleotides. The record is from the annotation of a GenBank genome assembly. NCBI's taxonomy places the organism in Eukaryota, Viridiplantae, Streptophyta, Magnoliopsida, Rosales, Rosaceae.
AUGGUUACGAGUAUGAUGAAACCUGCAGUGAAAAUAGCAAAAAUCCUCUCUCCGCUGCCACUAGUUUUGGUCAACGCAAACAAAACCCUUGUCGUCAAACGUAUUUCACAACUCACAAAUGAAAAAUUGGCUCCCUACUAUAACAACAUUCCUCCUCCAGAGCCCAAACAACCCACCCCUGCAGAUCCCAAACCCCAAACUCUGUAUACUCCCAGUAAAGAAGAAGACUCUGUUUUCAUGGUUGCCCAUUUCAACAGUAAUGAUAUUUCACCCACCCGCCACUUCCCGAUUCUCUCCUCCUACGGCAACCCCUGCCUUGAUCUUUUCUUCCACGUACUCGUAUCAAACGUAGAAGCAGAAGACGACAGCGACAAGCCCCCGGCCUCCAGUUCCUAUAAAUAUCUCAAGCAACUCCUCCCUCUAGCCUGGUCCCACAAUCCCCUGCCCACCCUCAAGCUCAUCUGCAACCUCCGAGACUGCUCCAAUUAUCUUGGAAAAUCUGAUGAAGAAGCCUUCUACGCCGCAGCAUUUUGGCUCCACCAGAACCACCCCAAGACUCUAGCUUGCAACGUCGCCUCUAUAGCCGGCGAGUUUUCCCAGUCUGUCGCCCUUAUGCACGACCUUGUCGGGAUUCUGUACCGCCUUCUACAAGGCCAGGACUUCAGAAGGAGGAGGAAAAAGGAAAAGGCUGCUGGUGGUGGCAAUCAUAAUAAUAAUAGUAUUAGUAUUAGUAGGAGGAGGAGAGAGAAGGUCAUUGAUAUCGCCAUGGCCAAGAAGAAGGUUGUUGAGCGGUACGAGGGCGACCCAAAUUACCAAUUUUUACACGAACGCGUAUUGGAUCUUUUCGCGGAGAAGUUGAAGUCUGAUACUGAAAAACUGAAGAAGCAGGACAUUCACGAGAUAAGCUCGACGUCCUAUUUCUGCCCUUCCAUCGACUCCUCCAUGGAGCGUGCCACAUUGCUGUGUGAAAGCGUUGCGAGAAAGAUUUUCCCGCGAGAAUCGUCCCCAGAAUAUCGAGUUGUUUCGGAGGCCCGUUACGCCUACAGAGUCCGAGACCGGCUCAGGAAGGAGGACGUCAAAGGGGGCAACGGAGGUGGCAAGUGCAACAUUGCGGCGGGUGCUCUGCUUCCAAAUGACAUCGUAGGAUAUGCGGAUGAUGUGGAUGUGGGGCAAGUGGCUGAGCUUCAGUGGAAGGCCAUGGUGACGUGGUUUAAAAAACAGGGCAAGCUGAACAACUGCUUGGCUGUAUGCGACGUGUCUUCGUCUUCCAUGGCGGGGAUCCAAAACUACAUGGAUGUGUCCGUGGGUUUGGGGCUGCUGUUGUCUCAACUGAGUGAAGAGCCAUGCUGGAAAGGGAAGGUGAUCAGCUACAGUCCAAACCCUGAGCUGCGUUUGGUAGGAGGGGAUGAUCUCAAGUCCAAGUGCGAGUUUGUGAGAAGGAUGGACUGCGGCGGCAGCAAAAUUGAUUUGCACAAGGUGUUUGAUUUGAUUCUGGAAGCGGCUGUGAAGGGGAAUUUAAAGGCAGAGCAGAUGGUGAAGAAGGUGUUUGUGUUCACCAACACAUGCUUUGAGGUGGCUAAUUCGGGAAAUGAUAACAAGAAGAGCUGCUGGGAGAGUGAUUAUAAAGCAAUACAGAGCAAGUUUAAGGAGAAGGGGUACGAGGAGAAUGCGGUGCCGGAGAUUGUGUAUUGGAAGUUGGACACGCUGGCAGUGCCUCGUAGACGACCAGGGCUCGCCAUCUUCGGUGGCUUCUCGGCGGAUUUGCUAAAGCUGUUCUUGGAUAAUGACGGCAAAGUUAGCCCAUACCAUGUAAUGGAAGCAGCCAUCUCUCCCAAACACUAUCAAAAUCUGGCCGUAGUGGACUGA